Caenorhabditis briggsae is the source of this 1485-nucleotide messenger RNA. Gene Ontology annotation, molecular function: DNA helicase activity. The transcript is spliced from 7 exons. The record is from RefSeq and is a predicted model, not a curated record. Lineage: Eukaryota; Metazoa; Nematoda; Chromadorea; Rhabditida; Rhabditidae. Gene Ontology annotation, biological process: DNA repair; telomere maintenance. Bases 1 to 1485 code for a protein of 494 amino acids.
AUGAAUGAUUUGACGGUUUCGACACUACAGGACCAAAUCACCAAAGUUCGUGAAAGUUGCGCGUCUCUCAAUGAUUUUGUGGAGAAGUUUGUAAAAGCCUCUGGUCUUAAUGGAAACGACAUUAUAAAUGUUCCGCUCUUGUUUGGAAGCCAGGAGAAAACCACGGUGGUUGUUGAUGGUUUCCAGUUGAAUCAUGACCAGUUACGGAUUUUCAACAAAGUUAUGAGCAAGCUGCGCUCUAGUCAGAACGAUCCAUUCCACAUUUUCGUUAGUGGAGCCGCUGGAACUGGGAAGACUUUGCUUUUGAAAGCUUUACGAAACGAGAUACGAUCCAUGUUGAAUGAAGAUGCAUGUAUGGUAACCACGCACACCUUCGCCGGCGCUAAAAGCAUCGAUGGGGCCACCAUACACUCCACUUUUUCGAUUCCGGUGUCAAAACCCAAUUCAAGUCCAUAUCAAACACCUCAAAAGAAGAAUAAUUUUAUGGAGAACAAAAUGAAAAAGUUGAAAAUUGUUCUGAUUGAUGGAAUCAACUUUGUGGACGCACAACUCUUCCAAGCAAUCGACCAGAAGCUUCGAGCAAUUAUCAACACUCAAAAACCAUUUGGUGGAGUUUCCAUUGUCGUUUUUGGUGACUUGUUUCAGAUGUCUCCUAUCAAUGGAAAUCCGAUUUGGAAAGAUCCGAGUGUUAAAAACUUGUGGAACGUUAUGCAGUUGGAAGAGCUGACGAGAAACGAAAGGGUUUCCGAUCCGGAUGAAAUACUUAUGUUUGAUGUUUUGAGAUCUGGUGGGAAUAUUUUGACACAAGCGGUGGUCGAGAAUCUCAAACAAGCUUGUGCAAUGAGAGGCGACAGUGUGAAUGAUGUAAUCCAAGAACUGCAAAAUCUGAGAAACCAAUAUCCCGACAAACGUUUUGCAGUGUUGUGCAACACGAAUGCCAUUGUGGACAAGAUUAAUGAACAAUUUCUCCAACAACUGGGAAACAAGAAAACGCUGUAUGCAAAAGACGCCGUUAAAAAUUUGCGCGGUCCCACUUCGAUUUACAAUCAAACUGGAAAGUCUGAAAAGAUGAAUCUUGAAAUUUGCAUUGGGUCUCAAGUCAUGCUCACUACCAAUUAUCAUCCCUACACAUACGGCGCCAUUGGAAAAGUGAUGGAAUGCAAUGAGGAGAUAAUCACUGUAAAAUUUCCAACUGGCACAGCUCAACUUGUAAGAUGUGGUUGGUAUCAGCGAGCCAAUGGAUGGAGACAAUUUCCGUUGGCUUUGGCGGAAGCAUUCACUUUCUCGAAUUGCCAAGAAACAAUGGUGGAUGGUGUGAUUGUUGUUGGAGAAAUAGACAAGAAGAGUGUGUAUGCUGUACUCUCCAGAGCAAAAUCUCUGAAACUUUGCCGAUUCUCCCAAAUCGACGCUUUGGACAACUUUGCUAAAAGGGAUUUGGAGCCAGAGAAAGAGGAGAUGAGAAGAAUGAAUAAACAAAUCAACUGA